Messenger RNA from Oryza sativa Japonica Group (Japanese rice), 1969 nucleotides. RefSeq names its product glycosyltransferase BC10-like. NCBI's taxonomy places the organism in Eukaryota, Viridiplantae, Streptophyta, Magnoliopsida, Poales, Poaceae. Gene Ontology annotation, cellular component: membrane. The record is from RefSeq and is a predicted model, not a curated record. Gene Ontology annotation, molecular function: glycosyltransferase activity.
AGAUGAUCUGACCAAGAGGAGAAGAAGAAGAGAGAGGAUCCCAACCCCACCACCUCUCCUCCUCCUCCUCUCUCUCUCUCCGAUCUGCCUCGCCGCCGCCGCGGCUGCUCUUCUCCUCUCGCCUCGCCUCGUGCGCGCGGCGAGUUCGACCUCCUCCUCCUCCUCUCCGAGCCCCCGCCUCCCCUGGCUGCGGGCGGGGGGUUUCGAGGGGGUGGACGCGGCCUCCGUGUCGGCUUCGGCUCGGAUCGAAUUCAAAGAAGAGGUUGGAAACCUUGGUGGUGUAGUUAGUGCCACCGCCCCUGUCUGGAGUGGCAUGUAGUUUUCGCAAGGCUUUGUUUAUGAUUUUGUCGAUGGCGAGGAGAUGAAGGCAUCGCAGGUGUGGCAACGGGGCAGCAAGGACAUGACAGCCAUGCCCCCUCCGCGCCAACGAGGCGCCGCCAAGAAGCCCAUGUGGAUAAUCGUGCUGCUGUCGCUGGUGUGCGUCGCGCUCAUCGGGGCCUACGCGUACCCUCCGCGCCGCUACUCCGCGUGCUACUUCUUCGCUUCGAGCGUCUGCACUCCUUUCAAGGAUUGGCUCCCUACUGUGACCCGACGGGAGCGAACAGACGAAGAGAUCGUCUCGUCUGUUGUUAUGAGGGAUCUCCUUGCAAUGCCCAUGCCUGUCUCGAAGAAUCCAAAGAUUGCCUUGAUGUUCUUAACACCAGGUUCAUUGCCCUUUGAGAAACUAUGGGAGAAAUUUCUACAGGGUCAUGAGGAUCGAUAUUCCAUUUAUAUCCAUGCAUCGCGUGAAAGACCUGUACAUUCUAGUUCUUUGUUUGUUGGCCGAGAGAUUCAUAGUGAAAAGGUUGUAUGGGGGAGGAUUUCAAUGGUUGAUGCGGAGAAGAGGCUGCUAGCAAAUGCAUUGGAAGAUGUUGAUAAUCAAUUUUUCGUCUUGCUAUCGGACAGCUGUGUUCCACUACAUACAUUUGAUUACAUAUAUAAUUUUUUGAUGGGAACAAACGUCAGCUUCAUUGAUUGCUUCCUUGAUCCUGGACCACAUGGAAGCGGAAGGUAUUCUGUGGAAAUGCUCCCUGAAAUAGAACAGAGGGACUUCAGGAAGGGUGCCCAGUGGUUUGCUGUAACACGAAGGCAUGCUUUACUGAUUUUAGCAGACCACCUUUACUACAAUAAGUUCGAGCUGUAUUGCAAGCCAGCAGAGGGACGCAACUGUAUUGCUGAUGAGCAUUAUUUGCCAACCCUCUUCAAUAUGGUAGAUCCUGGUGGAAUCUCUAAUUGGUCAGUGACACAUGUUGAUUGGUCUGAAGGAAAAUGGCAUCCAAGGUCGUAUAGAGCUAUUGAUGUUACCUAUGCACUCUUGAAGAACAUAACGGCUAUCAAAGAGAACUUCCGUAUUACAAGUGAUGAUAAGAAAGUUGUGACAAUGACACCCUGUAUGUGGAACGGAACAAAGAGACCAUGCUACCUUUUUGCUAGAAAGUUUUACCCAGAAGCUCUCAACAACCUACUGAAGCACUCCAGCUACACGUCCACUUGAGCUCUACACGAUUCUUUGCUUUUGGCCUAGGAAUUCCCUAGGAUUUAUUUCUUCUUCUAUUUUAUGUAAAUUGUGAAAUUGAUAUUUAGCUGCGUAACACAGAUUCAGGGCCAGAGACAUAUCAACGUUGCUGCGGCAAUGGCGAUGUCUUGCAAAUUCUGAGUCCCUAGGUAGGGCUGAGGCGAUAUUUAUUUAGUUUUGAUACAGCCCUCAUUGUAACAUGUUGUGCUUUUUUGUAUGUUGCUAUGAGCUGCUCUUCACGCCCACAUUUUCUCUCUUUUCUUUCUAGUUUCCUAGCUCCUCCCAUCUGUUGAGGAAUAGGCGUUUUUGUCAGAUUGGAACUGUUAUUAUAUGAUCCAUUCUUUGUAGACAUGAAGAGAUUAUUAUGACACCAGCACAACCUUACAGUUAAUCUGCCCUCUUGAGUUUUGUUUA